Molecule: messenger RNA, 3309 nt
Organism: Owenia fusiformis
Lineage: Eukaryota; Metazoa; Annelida; Polychaeta; Sabellida; Oweniidae
Source: the annotation of a GenBank genome assembly
UCAUCGAGAGAUUGAUCCAAGAUGGAGGAGCAGAAUGUCAACAAAAUAAAAUCAUGGGUGGAAAAAAUUCAACUUUUGAUGAAGAGAGUGGAUACACAAACAGUACUGCAGACAAUGAACAUGAGAGAAGGCUGGAUAAAACAGUCCAUCUUGUACCAGGGAAACGCAAUGCCCCAGAUAGGAUAACAGAUCUUGCACGUUACAUGAAUGUAGAAUCGAGAAAACGAUCCGAAGUUGCAAAGAAUGAAUACAAUUACACGAAGGAAAGUGUUCAGCUUGUAAAGCACAUGUUUAAAAAGAUGGACCCUUCAGUAAUGAAAACCACAGUUGAUGUGAUGGGAGAUCUUCAGUUGUCCUUCAAGUAUGAUUUUGCCAGAGGCCUACUGCUGCUGAAAGUUCUGAAGGCAAGAGAACUUGUCUGUAAAGACCCAAGAACAAAAAGUGCAGAUCCUUAUGUGAAGUUAAGUAUUCUGUUUUCUGAUGGUUCCCAAGAGUUCCACUGUCAGACAAAUGCAGCAAAACGCACCUUGAAUCCUGUCUUCAAUGAGAUCUUUACAUUCAAACUCACGCCUGAAGAUUUAAAGCAAAGCCGUAUUAUUUGUCAUAUCUGGGACCGUGAUAUUCUGGGUAAAGAUGACUUCAUGGGAGAAGGGGUGGUCCAUUUAGCUGCUUUCAACUUUGAGGAGACUCCAGUAUACACAGCCUGGUACAAUCUACAGAUGGAGACUGACUUUUCGAUCACUGGGGACAUAGAGGUAGAGUUGAAAUACAAGUUGCCCCAGACAUUGGCUAUAAAUGUAGUGAGGGCGUCAGGGCUGGUACAGAGAGACCCUGAAAGACCUCCAGACCCUUAUGUCAAGAUUAUGAUCCCAGGCGUGCAAACUAUACAUAAAACACAGAUUGCCUUGGAUACAGUGAACCCAGAGUGGGAUGAAGAGUAUGACUUCCUAGUGCCCCUUGAUGAGUUCAGUCAAAGGUAUGUGAUCUUACAUGUACUGGACAAGGCAUGUGUUGGGGAAGACUCUCUGGGUCAGGUGAUCAUUGACUUAGACAACUUUGACCACGAGCUUGGCUACAGAGGCUCCUUUCAGCUAGAAGAUUUGAAAAACAGCGAUCGGCUUCGCAGUAAGUGGUUCCAGCAUGCAACAGUGCAAGAGUUCCGAGAGGCAUUAUUAGCACAUGCCGCAUUCAAACAACCAAAUUUCCUGUUCUCAAAACAGGGAGGGAACAAGGUGAUAACUGUGAAAAGUCGUAAAGCAGGGGCCAUCGCCAAGCUUAGAAUUGUCGAUGGUAUUCCGGUUUACUAAAUUGAACGACAUCCAAAUCAGCAGUUCCAAUGAAUUAAAGAAUCAGUUUCUACAGCAUUGAAAUAUUCAAAAGAACAUUGUUUAGACGCCAGUGAGUGAUUCCGUCCAUUUACUAGGGACUGUCUAAAAGUUCAUAUAAUACGUGUAUAGAACUUUGAGACCUCCCCUUUAUUAACAUAAAUAGUACCUGUUAAAUGUUAUAUAUUUUUUAGAUUAGGACUUUAUUGUAAUAUAAGCUAUUUAUGGUACUAAUGUAGAGUAAGCACAUUUAUUUGCAUGAUUGUUACAUUUAUAUGCCACAAUACAUUUGUUGCAAGAAUGAUGCUUAGUCUUGCAUCAACACACUGUGAUGCAAGACUUAUCAUGUGUUUAAUUGGGGACCAAAAUUACAAGUUCCUGGCUCAUGUACAAGCUAUAGGAAAAAAUGACUGUCAUUGUAAUUUACCAAAUUUCAACCAGAUUAACAUUGAGAAACAAUACAUUUGUGAAAUUCUCAGGACACAGGGCUCAGAAGUCAUUCAGGGGUGUAAAAUGAAAGAAGAUCCUUUGCAACUUUGAGCCCUUGGUCGGAGAAUGGUGACCUGAUACAAUAAAAUGUUUUUGUACUUUUGUUUUUGCAACAUCUGGAACAGAAUCAAUCAAUAUUUUUUCAUAUGUAGAAAUUUAUCACAAAUUCUGAUCUACCAUCCUUAUUGUAUUUUAUGCUUUAUCUAGUGUUUGAAUAAUGUACUUUUUGUACUGUGUAAUGUGUAUAUAAAUAGAAAUUAUACUGUAGAUGGUAGUUGAAAGUGGCUGGCCCAUUUUUGCAAUAUUUGAAUUGAUACCAAUAUUUAAUUUGUAUUAAACAUAACAAAGUUGAUUUAAAUGUGUUAUAUGAGUAGUUUAUUUCAUUUUUAUGAUAGAAUUGCAUGUAAAGUGGGUACAUUAUUUAUACAAGUAGGCUUACAUUGUGCUGCCAUCUAUGCAUGAUUUCAUUGCUAAACAAAUUUUGAUGCUAAGGAUUCGACAAAAAGGAUGCUUGCCUCAAAAUAAAGGGCACAUGCUUUUAUGCAUGAGCUCUUAAGCAAAUUAACUGAAUAAUGUUAAAAUUAAUCUUCAUUGAAAAAAUUAAAUUGGACUCGGGAGACAGAGGUUGAUGAGCUUAUUCUCAGGAAAGGAUAUCUCUGUUUAAUUUGUAGGCGAUGCCACCGUACCUCAAAUAUAAUGUAAUAUGAUCAUAAUUUGAAUAUUAUUCAAAAUCAAUUUUAAUGGAAAAUUGGAUUAGAGAUCCAUAACUGUUUGCUGUCAAGCAAGAUGAAACUAUUCAGUUUGUCAGGACAUCAUUAGUCGACGUGUGUUGCUUGCAUGAUACGCAGAUCAUAGAUACACUUCAGCUCUCUUCUGCUUUUAUCAUACAUCUAUUGACUUUUAUAAACUGGCCAUUUUUCAUAGUAAAAAAACUUGAUUUUAUCAAAGUGCUUGGCUGAUACAAGAAUGGAUUUUCUUUCUAUGCUAAUUUCAAUUAAUUUUUGGGUGUAUUGUUUCUUGUUUGCAACAGAUGUGCGACACAAUCGUGAUGCAUUAACUGAUGACGAGGGCUGUUUUUCUGACAAUAGAUAUUUGCAAGCCAUUGAAAGCUACACCGUCACAUCUCAGCUUUUUGAACUUGUAGAUUUGUUCACUUGUAAAUAAUUAAGUAAAUACAUAGGCAAACAAUACUUACGUCCCACUAAAGAUUAUCAUUUUAGAUAUAUGUUUGAUCAGUUAUGGUCUUGACAAAAAGAACUUUGCAAGUCCAUGAAACAAUAUUCCAAAGUUGAAUUGUAUUUUUCCUAUGACAUAAUAAUGAUAAAAACAUCAAUAUUUUACAGUUUGUAAUUUAUGGAACUUUUGUUCCAUUUUAGAAACAUUUGGCCCAUAAUGGUAGUGGUACUAGGAGUGUUAAACUUCAUUUCUGAAUUAUUGCUACGUAGAUUUUUUAUAUCCGAUCUAGAAUAGAUAAUAAACAUAAAACAACAAAACA